Coccidioides posadasii C735 delta SOWgp is the source of this 1017-nucleotide messenger RNA. It is a transcript of the gene MRPL1, whose product is annotated as mitochondrial 54S ribosomal protein uL1m. The record is from RefSeq and is a predicted model, not a curated record. NCBI's taxonomy places the organism in Eukaryota, Fungi, Ascomycota, Eurotiomycetes, Onygenales, Onygenaceae. Gene Ontology annotation, cellular component: mitochondrial large ribosomal subunit. Gene Ontology annotation, molecular function: structural constituent of ribosome.
AUGGUGACGACUCAUAAAUACAUUACUUCUUUCGCUAGGAGUACGUUAUCCUCGAUUUUCCCCCCUGCUCGACCCAAUUCGUCGUCAGUUCUUCCCUUCCUGUACCCAGUCCAACAGCAGACCAGAGAUUUGCGAACUGGUGCAAAGACGAAAGCAAAGGAUGCAGCUGCAAAAGCGAAGAAAAAGAGAAGGACAUUCAGACAAUAUGAUAUGAAAGAUGCACUUCAAUUUUCAUUAUGCGACGCUAUGAGAUACAUCCGUGCCUUUGAAGCGGGUAGACAAGCAGCAUCCGUUAAAUACGAAGUUCACCUCAAACUACGGACGAAGAAGGAUGGCCCUGUGAUUCGGAAUCAAUUGAACCUUCCACAUGCUGUUCAUACUGGCGUCCGUGUUUGCGUCAUUGCUCCUCCAGGGUCGCGUGCGGCAAAGGAGGCCAAAGCCGCCGGUGCAGACAUUGUGGGCGAGGAAGAUGUGUUUGAGCAGGUUAAGGCUGGUAACAUUGAGUUUGAGGCGUGUAUAUGCCAUUCAUCUAGCUUGCAGAAUCUGAAUAAGGCUGGGCUGGGUAGGGUCCUCGGUCCAAAAGGAUUGAUGCCCAGCGCAAAAUUGGGAACUGUGGUGGAUAACGUUGGCCAGGCGGUAAGGAAUAUGCGUUCCGGGAGUAUCUACCGGGAGAGGGCAGGCGUUAUCCGUAUGCCGAUUGGCCGGUUGGGAUUUUCACCCGAAGAACUCAGGAAUAAUCUACGAACCUUCAUCGGCCAGGUGAAGAAGGACGCAGCGGGCUUGUCCGACCAAGUAUCUAAAGAAAUUGCUGAGGUGGUUCUGAGCUCCACGAAUGCCCCUGGUUUCAGCUUAAACGGCGAAUAUAAAUCUGAGGAUUCACCUCCGAUUUCCGCCCUUACAGGGCAAUGAGUAAAGCAACAUGUAUAUUACUAGGCACCUUUCUUUCUGGCGUUUUCUGUGGCGUUUUCAGUAGAAUGUGUUUUCUAAAACCUAACUCCCUUAAACGCCUUGUCAUGC